This is a messenger RNA of Myxocyprinus asiaticus (Chinese sucker), 4292 nucleotides long. Its product is annotated as TBC1 domain family member 12-like. The coding region runs from base 2188 to 3384 and encodes 398 amino acids. NCBI's taxonomy places the organism in Eukaryota, Metazoa, Chordata, Actinopteri, Cypriniformes, Catostomidae. The transcript is spliced from 13 exons. The record is from RefSeq and is a predicted model, not a curated record.
ACCGGUGAAUUCAUCUCCUGAUCGAAGAGUGACUGCGAGGAAGGCAGAAUAAAGCAUCAGUAUCGUAUUUUACUAACAGUCCUGGUGUCAAAAGUGGGAUGUCUCCGGACAGGUAAGAUCUUUUUAUAAUUUAUCUGCCUGUCUGUGAGAUAUCUAUUAAACAUUGUUAUAGAACGAUUCCAGUUAAACUCCUUGUAUCUCUGUAACAGUCAGGAUCAGUCCGUGACACAACUGCUGUAUGUGUCACUAGUCGUAGAACGAUAAAUUCACAAAAAGGAUACAUUUUUGUUGUUUGAACAAAAUGGGACAAACGAUAGGUAGACCAAUACAAGGCAAAAUGCCCGUAUAUUGGAUGUUUAGAAAUAACAAAAGUUUCGGAACCAAACCGUUUGUCAGUUACCUGGCCGGAUGGUCAGAGGGAAAAACACAAUUAGAUCCGUUUCCACGAGAGGGGUCGUUCAAAAAGAUAGAUUUAGACAAUGCCAAUUCAAUGGUGAACAAAGGAUGGGGUGACCCAGAAUGGGAUUAUAAAUAUAUGAAAAAUCAUUUGAGGUGACCGAGAAAGAAUUAAUUGAUAAAGUCCCUGAAUUGGCUAGCACGCACAAUUUACCGGAAAUAAAAAUGGAAGAAGAAGCCAUGAAAUGGAUUUGGCUUUUAAUUUUAUAGAUUUAAUAGAUUUUAAAUGGGCUAACCCACAGAUGUUCAGACAUAUGACAGAAUUUCUAAUCAAAUUAUCAGACCGUAAACAAGAUCUUUUGUCAGAUUUGUUCAGAAUGCAUGCUUUUGUAAUCAUACCAGACUCUCCAUUUUGUUUACUGGGCCGAGAUCUAUUGCAUAAAAUUGGUGCACAAAUAGUUUUUGACAAUGCUUCUCUGCAACUCAUGUUUCCUGCUGUGUAUUCAGUCACUGUGCCUACAGGAGGUGUGGGGGAGAAAGUUAGCUGAACGCAACUGCUGGAGGCUGAUGAAGCAAUAAUUAACGGCACACUAUGGGCUCAGCACAAAGAAGAAGCUGGCCUUAUAGAUGUAAAACCAUAUACAGCUAAAUUAGCUGUAGCCACUCCAGUAUACUGUAAGCAAUAUCCACUAUCAACUGAAAAGGAAGAAGGUAUUAGGCCAAUCAUUGAGCAAUUGACUGAAGAAGGUAUUCUAAUACCAACACACUCUCCAUACAAUACUCCAAUAAAUCCUGUGAGAAAGGCUAACGGAACUUGGAGAUUGACACAAGAAUGAUUUAAUUGAACCACUUUCUCCGAUAGUCCCAGAUGUACAAACAAUUAUUAAUUAAAUACCAUCAACACAUGGUCAUUUUACUGUAAUUGAUUUAUGUUCUGCCUUUUUCAGUGUACCUGUUUCGCCUGUGUCCCUGUCAUUGUUGGCAUUCACCUACUGGGGCCAACAAUAUACAUGGAGAAGGGUACAGAGAUUCUCCGGCUGUUUUCUCAGCUGUUGUGCACUGUACAUUACAGGAUGUGAAACUGCCACCUGACACAUGCCUGCUGCAGUAUGCCGACGACAUCCUAGAUACGGCUGAAACAUCAGAGGAUUGCAGAAAAGCAUCAAUUAUUAAUUGAAGCUACAGUGGGUCAAACAAAAGGUUGAAUACCUUGGAAAUGUGCUAACAAAGGGGACUGUACACAUGUCUGCAGAUCGAAUCAAGACAAUUCAACACUGAACAGUGAUGAUGCAAUCCAAUGGACUACGGAAAUGGACCUGGCAUUUAAACAUCUGAAGUAAUGCCUUGGGAAAUCACCAGCGCUGGGUCUUCCAGACUACAGCAAGCCUUUCCAUCUGUACGUGCACGAGGCUGGGGGGACUGCUGCUGCAAUCCUUGCCCAGGAACAUGAGGGUUCUUACCGCCCGGUGGCGUAUUUAUCUAAAACACUGGAUUAGGUUGCAAAGGGCUUCCCUGGUUGUCUGCGAGCAGUGGUUGCAACAGCGAUGAUGGUACAGGAUGCAGAACGAGUUGUGCUUUCACAUCCUCUGACUUUGCACACAACUCACCAGGAGUUUGUUUUCCUGGAAACCCAAAGAGUCAAAGUCCACAGUUUCCCAGAGUGCUCCGGGAUGGAAGCUGUUUGGGAAACUUCCACUGCGGGACAACCCUCCCAAAGACUCCAGAACCAUCCAGCAAGAGUACGAGUCUAGGGCGGGACCCACCUCAGGACCGCCCCCUCAACCUCAGCCAAUGAGACGGAAGAAUCUGGAGUUUGAGCCUUUGUCCACCACUGCUCUCAUUCUGGAAGACAGACCUGCGAACCUGCCGGCUAAAUCAGAAGAGGAAUCUCAGAGACACAGGCAGGAGUACAGUGAGAUGGUUGCAGGGGCCAAGAGAAGGGAGUUGAAAGAGGCACAGAAGAAAAAACGGCAAAUGAAGGAGAGAUACCGACAGGAAGAGAACAUUGCCAACGCCAUGGUGAUCUGGAACACGGAGGUCCUUCCUAACUGGGAAAGCAUGCGUAACACUCGGCGUGUACGUGAACUCUGGUGGCAGGGCGUUCCACCCAGCGUCCGUGGGAAAGUCUGGAGCCUCGCCAUUGGCAACGAGCUCAACAUCACCCCAGAACUGUAUGAGAUCUUCCUGUCCAGGGCUAAAGAGAAAUGGCGGAGCUUCAGUGAAACAAGUUCAGUCAACGAAAAUGAAGACUGUGGUGUGUCACUGGCAGACAGAGAGUCGAGUCUGGAUUUAAUCAAGCUGGAUAUCUCCAGAACUUUCCCCUCUCUCUACAUAUUCCAGAAGGGUGGACCAUACCAUGAUAUAUUGCACAGUGUGUUGGGGGCAUACACCUGUUAUAGACCUGAUGUAGGCUAUGUGCAAGGGAUGUCCUUCAUUGCUGCUGUUCUCAUUCUGAAUUUGGAGGAAGCCGAUGCCUUCAUUGCCUUUGCCAACCUCCUUAACAAACCAUGCCAGAUGGCCUUCUUCAGAGUGGACCAUGACCUGAUGCUGAAGUAUUUUGCAGCGUUUGAGGUGUUUUUUGAAGAGAAUCUUCCCAAACUGUUCCAGCACUUUCAGAACAACUGCUUGACACCUGACUUUUACCUCAUAGACUGGAUCUUCACUCUGUACAGUAAAUCAUUACCGUUGGAUGUGGCGUGUCGCGUUUGGGAUGUGUUUUGCCGAGACGGAGAGGAGGCGUUAUUCCGGACGGGACUCGGAAUCCUGCGGCUGCACCAGGAAGUUUUACUACAAAUGGAUUUCAUUCAUAGUGCACAGUUCCUUUCCCGACUGCCUGAAAACACACCUGCACACACACUCUUCUCCUGCAUAGCAAACACACAGAUGGUCAGUAACAACCGUCGGUGGAACCAGGUCUUCUCUGCUCUGAUGAAAGAUGGACUCAAAGAAACGGAUAAAAGUAGCAGCAGCCCUGCCGUAAGAAGCUAACAGCUUACAGCUAACUCUCCCAGAAAAGGUGAUGACAUUUCUGAGACUUAUAGAAGAUUAAGUAAUUACACAGCACUUUGACCACUGCAGUGUGUCUUGAGGAGGACCAGAACAUCUGAGGGACAUAGCUCAGGCUCUGAGCCAAUGUGCUGACUGUACUGUUUGAAGAAUCUCAUAAUGGACCUGUCCCCUGUGAAGGGGCCACUCCUUUACUUGCGCUUGUGAGUGUGUUUGUGGUAGAAUGAGUCUGAGAGUAAGAGAAUAAGUGAAAUGUGAGUCAGGUUACUGUAUAACGUGCCAACUUUGUCAAUGUUACUUUUGUAAUGUUGUGACUAUAAGAAAACAAACGAAUCAAAAUAAACACACAUGCACAGUGGCCAGAGCCACAUGAAAUGAAUACUCCAUUCCAGCUGAUUUGAACCAGCGGUAGGCCUUCUGCCACACACACACAUAGACAGACAGAGAGAGAGAGAGAGAGUCUGAACCUGUGGUACCCUCCAAAACUGUCUAUGUAUGUUAUAAAUCAUUUUUUAUUUUCUUUUUUUUUUCAGCGCCAUCAACAACUCUGGUGGUAUUUCUUUUUUUAAUCAGUAUUUUGUCUUGUUUUCCAGUAAAACAAAAAUAUCUAAAUCUUCUUAAAUAAGGUACAUUUAUCUAUUAUUUAAAAUGUAAUAAUUCAGAAUGGUUUUUUUUAUUUUCUUUUUUUAAGCAUAAAUCUAACAAAAUUUUGUAGUUUAUGCAUAAAAUAAGAAAAAAAAAAGAAAGAAAAAGAUAUAUUCUCUUAAAAACAAGUCUUCUAUAGUAUUGCUUAAGUAAAUUUCUCAUUUUGAGGUGAAAAUAAGACAAAUACUUUGAGAAAAUAAUUUUUUUGCAGUAUAGCACUCAUGACUUUAAAAGACUUUAUGCUU